GCUAUUAAGCAACAUGUCACCCACUUCAAUCGAUUUUGUCUCGAUGUGUUUUGUCACAAUCUUUCUGGCACGGAAUACAUCUAGUAGAGAAAAUUGUCUUGACUUAUUAGGAGAAAAAAUAGUUUUUGUAAAUGUUGCGUUUUGUGUGGUAGACACCAGUAAAUCUGAUGAAUAUAAUUAGAGCUCAGAAUUCGGGUUAAUAAAAAAAUACAACUGGUACUCUAACCUCACCAGAAAUCAAAGAGACAAGAAAAACCAAAGAAAUGGGCAGACAAGAGAAAAUCAAAGAAAUGGAGAGACAAGAGAAAAUCAAAGAAAUGGACAGACAAGAGAAAACCAAAGAAAUGGACACACAUGAAAAAAUCAAAAAAAUGGACAGACAACAGAAAACCAAAGAAAUACAGGGACAAGAGAAAAUCAAAGCAAUGGAGAGACAAGAGAAAAUCAAAGAAAUGGAGAGACAAGAGAAAACCAAAGAAAUGGACACACAUGAAAAAAUCAAAAAAAUGGACAGACAACAGAAAACCAAAGAAAUACAAGGACAAGAGAAAAUCAAAGCAAUGGAGAGACAAGAGAAAAUCAAAGCAAUGGAGAGACAGAAGAAAAUCAAAGAAACGGACACACAAGAGGAAAUCAAAGAAAUGGACACACAAUCAAAGCAAUGGAGAGACAAGAGAAAAUCAAAGCAAUGGAGAGACAAGAGAAAAUCAAAGAAAUGGAGAGACAAGAAGAAAAUCAAAGAAAUGGACAGACAAGAGAAAAUCAAAGAAAUGGACAGACAAGAGAAAAUCAAAGAAAUGGACACACAAUCAAAGCAAUGGAGAGACAAGAGAAAAUCAAAGCAAUGGAGAGACAAGAGAAAAUCAAAGAAAUGGAGAGACAAGAAAAAAUCAAAGAAAUGGACAGACAAGAGAAAAUCAAAGAAAUGGAGAGACAGAAGAAAAUCAAAGAAAUGGAGAGACAAGAGAAAAUCAAAGAAAUGGAGAGACAGAAGAAAAUCAAAGAAAUGGAGAGACAAGAGAAAAUCAAAGAAAUGGAGAGACAAGAGAAAAUCAAAGAAAUGGAGAGACAAGAAAAACCAAAGAAAUGGACACACAUGAGGAUACCAAAGAAAUG
This is a messenger RNA of Hydractinia symbiolongicarpus, 1116 nucleotides long. Its product is annotated as golgin subfamily A member 6-like protein 6. Lineage: Eukaryota; Metazoa; Cnidaria; Hydrozoa; Anthoathecata; Hydractiniidae. The record is from RefSeq and is a predicted model, not a curated record. The transcript has a single exon. The coding region runs from base 264 to 1100 and encodes 278 amino acids.